Molecule: messenger RNA, 2317 nt
Organism: Octopus bimaculoides (California two-spot octopus)
Lineage: Eukaryota; Metazoa; Mollusca; Cephalopoda; Octopoda; Octopodidae
Molecular function (GO): protein binding
Source: RefSeq, a predicted model, not a curated record
GAUAAAGAAAAAAACACCUCAAAAACAAUAACAAAAGACCAGAGGCAAAUAAUAAUAAUAAUAACAACAACAAUAUUGAAGGAUAUUGGUGUUGAAACUCACAUUGUUGACCUGCAGAAAAGUACCAUCCUGAAUUCCGCAAGAAUUCUAAGGCAGGUUCUUGAGGUUUGAGGUGACUUGUUACCAAACAUCAAGAUAAAAUACCUGCUAACUAAAUUAGCAUGCACUAGCAUAAUAAUAAUAAUAAUAAUAAUAAUAAUAAUAAUAAUAAUUAUAAUAAUAAACAGCAACGUACGUUAAGAACAACAGGAAGUUGAUAUCAUCGUCUUUAUCGCCAACAUCAAAAGCUGCGAAAAGAACUGUAGUAGUAGUAGUAGUAGUAGUAGUAACAAGAGCAAAACUGACAAAAACAUUUGCAACAAAUACCAUCAUAGUCACCAUCAUUUUUAGUGGCCACCACCACCACCACCACUACUACUAGUCACUUGGAAUAGCAGCAACAACAAUUGCCUACAUUACACGAUAGCAUCAUCAACAUGACCAUCACCACCAGCAGUCACAAGGAUUCUGUUAAACAGUAGUAGUAGUAGUAGUAGCAACAUCAUCAACCAUACGACCAGCAACAAGAAGAAGAAUUUUUUUACGAAUCUGCAUCAUCAUUACGGUCACAAACCACACCUCCACCACCACCGACGACAUCAAGAUGUCGUUCACGACCACACCCACUCCACAGUACAUCGAUGAAGUGGAGAUUGACUCAGCUACGGACAGCUCAAUCAACUUAUCAUGGAGCGUGAAAGGCACAAGCCACUCAUCUUCACACAUCACCGGCUUUCAGGUGCAUUUCCAGAAAGUGGCCAGCUCCUACAUCCAGUACAGCGCAAUGUUGUCGUCAAUGACAACCAGUUAUAAGAUACGCAACCUCGUUGCUGACACCUUCUACAAGGUAUGCGUCGUGAUGUAUCGUAAUGACACAGCACAGAAUGGAGGGGCAGGAGGGGUUGCACAGCAACGCCAAAAGUGCACAGAUGCUGGCACCGCAAGUUGGCACCUGCCAGUAUCUGUCGGGAGCAGUGUCGGUGCAAUCAUAGCACUCUCGCUCAUUGUGCUAAUGGUGCUCAUCGCACGCUGCCCCUCAAUUAUGCGACAUCGAAAGGGAAGUGCACAUGCGAGUGGUAAGUACGACAGCAUGACGACCAACCUGCAGGAUGACCACCUCGAGAUGAGUGACACCACGCUGCAUGUGCACGAAGAAGAAGACGAAGAAAGAGAAAACGAUGACGAUGAUGAAGGACAAGGCGAAGCGGCAGCUGCGGCUGCAGCAUUCACCGAUCAUCGGGGCAGCAUCCUUGUCGAAGUUCCAGUCUCAUUUCACGAGCGCAUUUUCAAGCAACAACAUCUGCAGCAACAUCAUCACAACUGUCAAACAGCACUGACCGAGGGCUACUGCAACGGUGGGAGCAGCAGUAGACACUCACGCCACCAACUCCGCCACCAACAAAGCCUCUCAUCACCGCCUGCGGCACGACCAGCACAACACUAUCUAUUACAUCGUGCUUCCAUUCCUCAUGUACAUCAUCACUCCUGCCAACAUCAACACCACAAGGAAACAGAGUUUGUCUCGGCUUCGCAGCUCGCCGAUUUCCCAGUGCCACUCACCUACAUUUCAGAGGCGGAGCCUGGCUACCACAUUGCCUCUGCUGCUAUAUGCCCUCACCAAGCAAGUGGCCACAGCCGACGGGCACAUUUCAAGCGACAGGUCAGCAAGGGCAAAUAUGAGGGCAGUGCCAGUGAACAGCCCCACUGCAGCCACCAGCACUCGACAGUAGUGAAAAUUGAACCACAACCAAAACUUUCUCAUCCUAAGCCUGAAAAGCAACCCUCUAUGGACAUCACCAGCAGCUUAUAGGGUGUUCAAGGACUUGAUAAUGAAAGUACAGGGAAGAACACACACACACACACACACACACACACACACACAUAUAUAUAUAUAUAUAUAUAUAUAUAUAUAUAUAUAAUUAUAUGUAUCUAUAUAUAUAUAUAUAUAUAUAUACAUGCAUAUACACACACUCUAUUUUAUGUAUUGAGUAAGUACAUAAGGUAGAGCAAAUUUAUACCAUAUGGAAAACCAAGAAUAUAUGUGUGUGUAUGUAUUUACACAUACACACAAAACGAAUUUACACUAACACACACAAACACACAUAUUUACAUAGAUAAAUGUAUGUUAGGGUUACAUUAUCAUGGGGAUGGGGGAGACCAUCCACUCAAGAAAAGACUUGAACAUAGAGUAGAAUAUAGACAUAUAUAUAUAUAUAUA